Molecule: messenger RNA, 4002 nt
Organism: Symbiodinium natans
Lineage: Eukaryota; Dinophyceae; Suessiales; Symbiodiniaceae
Source: the annotation of a GenBank genome assembly
AUGCAAAGCCAUCACCUUGCACUUGAGAUUAUCGCACAGCAGGGGCGAUCAGCCUUGAAAGAGGCGGUGCGCAAGAGUGAUGAAGCUUACUCGCAAUGGUUGGAAGAAGCUUGCAAAGGGGGUAUGCGAGGCCUGUACAAGGCUUUGAAGUCUGAAGACUCCAUCCCGGACAGGCCAUACAGAAACAUACCACUCGAAAUUCGCCCGCACAUCAGGCGGGCUCACUGGGCUGACGUGUGGCAGCCCAUGCCUGGCAAUGAGGUCAAUCCCAAUAUUGAUUUUGAUUGCCUCAGGGAUGCUUCUGUAAGCCAAGCCAAAACCCUUCCUCCCAUAACAGGUCCAAUGGUGGCGAAGGUGAUCAAACGAAUGCCGACUAAAGCUAUUGGUGCAGACGGGUGGAGUGUCCAGAUGCUUAAAUGUCUUGCCCCCUUGCAGCUUGAAAGAUUGGCACAAUUCUUUAAUACCUGGGAGGGUCAGGGUGCCUUCCCGACCCAGCUCUCGGUUGUUCUGGUUGCACUCAUUAACAAGUCUGAGGAUGAGGAGCGCCCAAUUGGACUGACGCCAGUCCCAUACCGACUGUGGGCAAAGAUACGUUGGCCUGUCUUUGAGAAAUGGCUCCGGGAAUAUGCUGCCACCCAGGAUUGGGACAGGGCAAAGAAGGGCCUUUCAAGUCUUGAUGUUGCGUUGCGCCGUAAGCUGUCGCAUGAAAUUCUCCACCGGAAAAAGCGACAUUCAGUGACAGUGCUUUUAGAUUUAAAGGCCUUUUAUGAAAAUGUCCGACAUGAUAAUUUCGUCAAGCAGGCCAUUUCCCUCAAAGUUCCGCCGUUGAUCCUGAAUGCAGCAAUGUCGCUAUACUCUGCUCAGCGCUUGAUCAGUGCUGAACACUGUGUCUCUGGUCCGAUCAAGCCCACCAAGGGCUUAGUUGCGGGCUGCCCAUUUGCGCCUGGUCUCAGUAAGAUCCCUUUUGACGAGAUCCUGCGCCCGGCAUGGGUUUCUGGCCUUGCCAAAACCAUUGAUCUCUACAUUGACGAUACUAGCUUUGACACUGAGGCUGGUAACCCCCACACAGCAGCGCGCCGGGCGGUGCAAUUGAAUAAGGCUGUGGUAGGAGGUUUGACAACUGCUGGCCUCCCAGUCAGCCUGGGCAAGACAGCUUUUGUAUGCUCGUCUCCAAAAGUUGAAGCUGCCCUUAAAGAGUAUCUUCCUGAAUCUGAUCAAAUCAAGAAUGCCGCGAAGGACCUGGGGAUUGAUUGUACGGCUGGGCGUAGAAGGCGCAUUCCGUUCCACCGUAAAAGGUUUGGGAAGGGCGUUAAGCGCAAGGCUAGGCUCUCGACCCUGCGUGUGAAAUCGAUGCCAGCUAGGGUCAGAGCCCUGAGGGCGGGGGUCCAAACUGUGGGCCUUUAUGGCCAUGAGGCAGUUGGGCUUGCGCCAAAGCGUAUGCAUUGGUUGCGUGCUUCCUUCGCACAUGAGUUGGGGCGAAUGUCUUUGGGCUCGGUUGACCUCACCAUUGACCAUGCGUGCCCUAAGCGGCCGGACCCGGCCUUUACUAUCAUUUCCCAGCACUUCAAGGCCAUUCACAGGCUUCUGGGCUUCAUUCCCGAUAGCCAAAGGCAGCACUUUGAUGAUGUCUUGCCGGGUAUGUGGCUUGAAUACUCACAGGUGGAGUACCCCUGGAAGCGCGCUGCAGGGCCGGUUGGGGCCCUCCUAUGUUACCUGCUUGACUUGGGUUGGACCCCGGUCAGUGCGGACACUUGGAAAUGCCCUGAACAAUCGCACAGCGUCACCACCAAAGUAGGCAUGCACCACCUCCUUUGCUCCCUUUCUAAGGAAACUGAUAGGUGGAGGCUCGCACGUAUAGCCCAGCACGACAUGCUUGAACCUCUGAGUGUGGGAAUUGAUUGGGUUCCCCUCAGAAAGCUUCGGAAUAAGAUGACAGGCCAGGAGAGGUCAGGACUCAUGGCUGUUUGGCAAGGAGCAAUUCGUGCUGAUCCUUGUGCCACUUGCCUGAGGUGCGGCUGUGCUGCUACCAUGCAACAUGUCUUAUGGGAGUGUGACUGGUGGCGAACCAACCUCCCGGAACCGGCUUCCUUUCCUAGAUUUCGGCAAGAGUGGCCCAUUUCGUCACUGUGGGCCAGAGGCCUUCUGCCUGGGGAAUGGGUACGAACUACUGGUGCCUGGUGUGAUGGCCAGGUCAUUUGUGGCGAGGCGAUAUACUUUGCUACUGAUGGCUCCCCGGGGAAAUCCAAGGACCCCAGGUUCCAUCGGUAUACCUGGGCUGCGAUUGCCUUUAAGCUUGAAGGGGAUGAGCCCGUCACGAUCGCGACAGCUGUCGGCUCACUGCAAUCUCCGCUAUCGGUGUUCCGGGCGGAGGCAGCGGCUGUCAAGUUUGUAGCUGAGCAUAGUGAAGGGAACGCAGACCUCACCUUGGAUUGCAAGGGCAUCCUGCCCAGAGUGAAUGGUACACCUUCCAUCCAGUCUGCCGACCUCUUCGACCCCAUCCGACUGCAUGCACAGAGACUCAGCCUUAACUGGGUAUCCUCGCAUUUAACGGAAGAACAAUUCCGAGCAAAGUUUGGUGCUAACCAGCUUUGGAGGCGACGUGCUAACGAAAUUGUGGACCAGCUUGUUGGCACGGCUGCCGAAGCUCGUAGGGACCUGAACUUUGAAUCCCAAAUUAAAAAGCGUGAUGCAGUUGCCAUUCAGGUUAACUCCUUGUUGGCCAAGAGAGCUGCAGCUCUCCUUUCGUAUGACAAGGACCAAGGACCGCUGGUUCAGCGGAGAAGGGUGGAACCGCAGGAUGAGCAAGCCCCUGAGCCCGGGCCACAACACGUGCAACCCCCUGAGCCCUUGGUGGAUAACCAGGCUCAGGAGAGGAGGAAUCCUGGAGUCGUGCUUCGGGAAAAUCCUCAGCUCGAGCAGCGCAAUCCUGUGCACCGCCCCCCAGCCGUGGUGGCAAACCAGGCUGAGAGGGAUGAAGCUCCUGGAAUUGUCCUUCGGGAGAAUCCCCAUGCACCUGGGGCUGGUCCGGUUUUGGGUGCCCCAGACCAGGACAGCUGCUCUGAAGAAAGCGAGGAGGAGCCAAUGGUGCCUGAUCCCAUUGUGCAUCCCGAGCCUCCUCCAGCACCGCCAGCUGCGCCUAUGCUGCCUGCCCCGUUGAACUUUGACGAUAUGGAUCAAGAAGCGGGCGCAGCCUUUGCUAUUGCUGAGAGGGCUCGCAAUACCAAGCCAGGACUGGUGGCUUUCAAAUCCGAUCUGGGCUAUCCUGGUGUCUUCCAGGCCCUCCCCAAGGACUUGAUCCACGUGUGGUUCAAUGACACGGGGGACAGCGCUGCGGCGUAUCUCCACAAUGGAAGAACCAGAUUCGGAUAUGACGCUGGUGGUGGCUACGUCUUGAAGGUUGGGACGAAGCAGGCCUUUGGAGAUGAGGUGGCGAUUUCGGCCUUGCUUCCUAAGGUGGCAGCCACCAUCAUUGGGGCUGGAUCUACGACACUGCAGGUGCUGCUCUCUGGGCGACCAUGGGAGUUCAGGUCCCAUUUGGUGGCUUGGUCGAUGGUGGAAAAAGUCGAGCUCCUCACGGAUUUUGGUUCUCGGAACCAGAUCCACCCUCAGUGGUCCUUGUAUGCCUUCGCCCUCCUUUUGCAAUUGAGCCGUCAUUUUGCUCUUCGUGAUGUGUCAAAAACCAACCUGGGAAUUAAGCCAGGACUCAGUGCUGCGACGCCCAUGUUGUGUUUUUUCGAUCUCGCGGAUUGGCACUUCGAAGGGCUUCAUGCUGGAAGGUGGAUUCCCAAGUAUAGCUUGCGCAGCUUCGUCGAGACCCUUCGAUGUGUCUGUGACGUUACGCCAUUGGAGCCGUAUCUCCGCAGGCAGGCGGUGGUCCCUUGCCUCAACGAGAUCAUUGCAGUUCUCCCCGCUGCGCUCAAGGCAAACUUGGAAAUCCAAAUGGUCCUCAUGGACGGCCGACUUUCUGAUUGGGCUCACCUUGCUGCAUUGGCUAACCAAUAA